Molecule: messenger RNA, 1845 nt
Organism: Pseudoliparis swirei
Lineage: Eukaryota; Metazoa; Chordata; Actinopteri; Perciformes; Liparidae
Gene: slc22a6l
Product: solute carrier family 22 member 6, like
Exons: 10
Coding region: 1-1671 (556 amino acids)
Biological process (GO): transmembrane transport
Cellular component (GO): membrane
Molecular function (GO): transmembrane transporter activity
Source: RefSeq, a predicted model, not a curated record
AUGGCCUUUGGUGACCUCCUGGAGCAGGUGGGGGGCAACGGACGCUUCCAGGUCCUGCACGUGACCCUCCUCUGCAUCCCGGUCGUGAUGCUGGCGAGUCACAACCUGCUGCAGAACUUCGUGGCGGCCGUGCCUCACCACUACUGCAGCGCGCACGCUAACUCCUCUCGGCCCCAUCUGAGCGCCGAGGAAACGCUGCUGGUGUCGGUGCCGCUGGACCCGAAGGGGAAGCCCGAGAGGUGCCGGCGUUACGCGGCUCCGCAGUGGGACCUCCUGACUACGAACGGGACCCCCGUCACCGAGGAUACUUUGGACGUCGACCUGCAGGGAUGCGCAGACGGAUGGUCCUACAACAUGACGGACAUGAGCUCCACCAUCAUAUCUGAGUGGGAUUUGGUGUGUGAUCAGCGCUCUUUGAAGCAAAUGGGACAAACGGUCUACAUGGGGGGGGUGCUGGUUGGAGCUCUCGUCUUCGGAGGUCUGUCAGACAGAUACGGCCGCCGCAUCCUCCUGCUCAUAUCCAACCUGCUGAUGGCGGUGUCCGGAACGUGUGUUGCCUUCUCCACCUCCUUCCCCCUCUUCUGCCUGUUCCGCUUCGGUUGCGGCAUGGCUCUGUCGGGCCUGGGCCUCAACACCUUCUCGCUCAUUCUGGAGUGGAUCCCGACUCGCCUGCGCACCGUGGUGGGGGCGAUCACGGGCUACAGUUACACGCUGGGUCAGCUUCUCCUGGCACUCAUAGCCUACUAUGUGCGCGACUGGAGGUGGUUAACCCUGGCGGUGUCUUGCCCCUUCUACGUCUUCUUCCUCAUUGCAUGGUGGUUUCAUGAAUCUUCCAGAUGGCUUGCUCUGACCCAUAAGCCAGAGCAAGCCAUCAAGAACCUGAAAAGCGUUGCGAGAUUUAACGGACGGCAUGAAGAGGCUGAGAAAAUCAACGUUGAUAUGCUGCAGGAGUCCAUGAAGAAAGAGAUCUCCUGUGUGAAGGGCUCCUACUCUUUUCUGGAUCUGUUCCGCACCCCCACGAUGAGAAAAAUGACCAUCUACCUCAGUGCCGUCUGGUUAUCAACCAGCUUUGCUUACUACGGUCUUUCUAUGGACCUGCAAAAGUUUGGGGUGGACAUCUACUUAAUCCAAGUAAUCUUCGGAGCCGUGGACAUCCCCGCUAAAGUCAUCAUCACUGUGUGUAUGAGUUUAAUCGGACGGCGACCGUCACAAAGCGGCGCUCUCAUCGUUGCUGGAAUCACUAUUCUGAUCAACCUUAUGGUGCCUAAUGAUAAACAGAUGGCUCGCACCUGUCUGGCCGUGUUAGGUAAAGGAUGUCUCGCCGCCUCCUUCAACUGCUGCUACCUUUACUCUGGAGAACUCUACCCCACCAUCAUGCGUCAGAACGGGAUGGGCUGGGUGUCCAUGACGGCCCGCGUGGGGGCCAUGGUGGCCCCCAUGGUGCUCCUCACGGCCGACGCCGUACCCUGGCUACCGGGUUUAAUCUACGGAGGAGCUCCGAUUCUCAGCGGAGUGGCCGCCAUCUUUCUUCCGGAAACACUCGGCUCGCCACUUCCCGACACGAUACAGGACGUCGAGAACAGAGGAUCUGGGAAAAUCUCCAAAAAGCCUCCAGAGGAAAUAAUAAUCCUGCAGGACAACCAGGAGAACCUCUUGAAGCCGGCCGCCUGAGGGCCACUGAGGGCCCCUGAUGGUGUAAUCAGAGUAUAUGGGUACCGCUGAGUUGGGCCCGGCGCGUUAAUCUGCCCAUCUGAGCAUAAUGGGUUCAUUGUGUGGUUUUUGUGUUGGACGAUUGGAGUUGCAAUGUUAUUAUUUUUUUGUGGACAAGUCAAUACAGUGGAAUUA